This is a messenger RNA of Morus notabilis, 2379 nucleotides long. Its product is annotated as oligopeptide transporter 1. The coding region runs from base 24 to 2246 and encodes 740 amino acids. The transcript has 7 exons. Gene Ontology annotation, biological process: transmembrane transport. Gene Ontology annotation, molecular function: oligopeptide transmembrane transporter activity. The record is from RefSeq and is a predicted model, not a curated record. Lineage: Eukaryota; Viridiplantae; Streptophyta; Magnoliopsida; Rosales; Moraceae.
GUCACCCUCAGUCUAAGCUUGUGAUGGAUGAGAAGCUUCAAUCCAAUAUCAAGAUCACUGACAAUGAAGAAAUAAAUAACAACCCAAUUGAGGAAGUGAGGCUGACAGUGUCAAUAACUGAUGAUCCCUCACAACCAGCAUUGACAUUUAGGACAUGGGUCUUAGGCCUCUUCUCAUGUGUCCUCCUUGCCUUUGUCAACAUGUUCUUCGGUUACCGCCAGAACCAGCUUUGGGUGUCCUCGGUCUCAGCUCAGAUUGUUGUCCUCCCUAUAGGGAAGCUCAUGGCCGCCACGCUCCCGACCAAGCCCGUCAAAGUCCCCCUCACCGGCUGGUCCUUUUCAAUGAACCCGGGGCCUUUCAAUCUCAAAGAGCAUGUGUUGAUCACCAUCUUUGCCAAUUCAGGUGCGGGCGGUGUUUACGCGGUGAACAUUAUCACAAUUGUCAAGGCUUUCUACCACAGGAGCCUCCACCCUGUUGCAGCCUUUCUCUUGGCACAAACCACUCAGAUGCUUGGCUAUGGAUGGGCUGGAUUAUUCAGAACGUACCUUGUUGACUCUCCUUACAUGUGGUGGCCCGCAAAUUUGGUCCAGGUCUCUCUAUUCAGGGCAUUGCAUGAGAAGGAAAAGAGACCAAAGGGAGGACACACCAGGCUGCAAUUCUUCGUCUUGGUGUUCAUCUGCAGCUUCGCUUACUACAUCGUUCCGGGCUAUUUCUUCCCAUCGAUAAGUGUGAUCUCGGUCGUUUGCUUGAUAUGGAAGGACUCCAUCACCGCACAGCAGCUCGGUUCGGGUCUCAAAGGCCUUGGACUUGGCUCAUUUGGUAUUGACUGGUCUACCAUUGCUGGUUUCCUUGGCAGCCCUCUGGCUACCCCUGGUUUCGCCAUCAUUAACAUACUGGUCGGCUUCGUGUUUUUUCUUUAUAUCGUUACCCCCAUAUUUUAUUGGACUAAUGCUUAUGAAGCCAGGAAGUUUCCACUCAUCUCUUCUCACACCUUCGACUCGACGGGCAAAUCCUACAACCUUUCUCGAGUCCUCGAUGAAAAGACAUUCACCCUUGAUCAAGAGGGUUACAAUAGUUACAGCAAACUCUAUCUUAGUAUCUUGUUCGCCUUGAAUUAUGGCUUGAGCUUUGCGACAUUAACCGCUACCAUAUCUCAUGUCGUGCUCUUCCACGGAAAAUCAAUAUGGAAGUUGUGGAAGAAGACGACAAGCACGGUGAAAGGGGAGGCGGAUAUCCACACGAGGCUAAUGAAGAAGAACUAUGAUGUGGUGCCUCAAUGGUGGUUCCACACCAUUUUGAUUUUAACGGUGGGUCUCUCAAUCGCUGCCUGUGAAGGUUUCGACAAGCAGCUCCAACUCCCAUGGUGGGGAAUCCUAAUGGCUUGUGGGAUUGCUCUUUUCUUCACCUUACCAAUUGGCAUUAUCCAAGCCACAACAAACACGCAACCAGGAUUGAAUGUGAUCACAGAGUUAAUUAUCGGUUAUAUUUACCCUGGAAAGCCUCUUGCUAAUGUGGCUUUCAAGACCUAUGGCUAUAUCAGCAUGUCACAAGCUCUUGGAUUCCUUGGUGACUUCAAAUUGGGUCAUUACAUGAAAAUCCCUCCCAAAUCCAUGUUUCUUGUGCAGUUAGUCGGGACCGUAGUUGCUUCGAGUGUCUAUUUUGGAACGGCAUGGUGGCUUCUCUCCACCGUGCCAAACAUUUGCGACAUGUCAUUGCUGCCCGAGGGAAGUCCAUGGACAUGCCCCGGGGACGAUGUCUUCUACAACGCUUCGAUCAUAUGGGGAGUGGUGGGACCUGCAAGGAUGUUCACCAAACAAGGCAUCUACCCCGAGAUGAAUUGGUUCUUCAUCAUAGGCCUUCUCGCUCCCGUCCCAGUUUGGCUGCUGUCGCACAAAUACCCGAACAAGAAGUGGAUUAAAUACAUCAACAUGCCGAUCAUCUUUGCAGCCACGGGAGGCAUGCCGCCAGCAAGAUCAGUGAACUACAUUACAUGGGGAGCUGUUGGGAUUUACUUCAACUUCUAUGUUUAUAGAAAGUAUAAGGGUUGGUGGGCAAAGCACAACUACAUUCUAUCAGCUGCUCUUGAUGCUGGAGUUGCUUUCUUGGCUAUUCUCCUUUACUUUGCUCUUCAGUCUAAGGAUAUUUGGGGCCCAAAUUGGUGGGGCCUACAAAAUGGUGACCAUUGCCCAUUGGCCAGUUGCCCUACAGCUCCUGGUGUGGUGGCCAAAGGAUGUCCAGUUCUAUGAGAAAUUUAACUUUGCUUUAUAUUUUUUAACCUUUUCUGCUAUUUUUAAUACAUUAAUUAGGCUUUUGGAAUUAAUUAGACAUUAAGCUUGUAUAUAGAUCUUUAGUUUGAUUUUAUGUUUUCAAUUUCCGGAC